AAAUAAAAAAAAUAAAAAUAAAAAGUAAUUCAGGUGCAAGGCUGGGAGAAAAAACUUUGUUAAACCCUAGCCCCCAUCUUUCUAUUCAAAGCAACUGAAGACAGAUUUCUGUGAGGGUUUUUCGCUCAAAUAAUAAAUCCCCCCUAUCUUUUUCCUCCCCUCACCCUCUCGCUCGCUACACAUUGUUGACGUGGUUUUUCAAGAUGUCAUCUUUAAGGAAUGCUGUUAAUAGACGGGCGCACAAGGAACGAUCUCAACCUAAUGAAAGGAAAAGAUUCGGGCUUCUUGAGAAACACAAGGACUAUGUUGUUCGUGCAAAAGCCUUUCAUAAAAGGGAGGAGUACUUGCAGAAACUCAAAGAAAAAGCAGCAAACAGGAAUCCAGAUGAAUUCUACUUUAAGAUGAUCAACUCCAAAACUGUCGAUGGAAUACAUAAAGAAGCGAGUGAAGCAAACAAGUAUACUGCAGAAGAACUCUUGUUGAUGAAGUCACAAGAUAUGGGUUAUAUCUUGCAGAAGAUUCUAUCAGAGAAAAAGAAAAUCGAGAGGCUAACAGCAACACUGCACUCAAUUGAUUCUCAGCCGUCAAACAAACACGUAUACUAUGCUGAAGACAGGGAAGAGGCUAAGAGUAUACUAUCGGAAACGAAGACUGUUAAAUUACCAGCUUUUGAGGAUCUGCCUAAACAAAUUAAAAGGAGAACAGCUGCUUCUUAUAGAGAGCUGGAGGCCCGAAAAGGAAGAGUUCAAGACCUGGAGAAAGUUUAUAAUGAAAUGGCAUUGAAACAGGAAUUACAGAAAAAGGGUAAAAAGCGCAAGCUACGUGAAGAUGAGAUUGUCUGCCCAACAUCUAGACCUGUAUACAAGUGGAGAACUGAACGUAAACGAUAAACAUGGUAUGUUACGCUUUUGUUUUACCCAUUUCUAAUUUGUCUGUUUUAGUAAGUGCAAUCCGUGGCUUUCUUGUCAACGUACCAUGGUAGCUCACAUUUUUGGUGAUGGGAAGUACAAACAGAAUAUAUAAGAAUGUAAUGUACUUAUGUUUGUUUUUUAAUUAUUGAUUUAACGUCUA
Messenger RNA from Erigeron canadensis, 1071 nucleotides. Its product is annotated as probable U3 small nucleolar RNA-associated protein 11. The coding region runs from base 204 to 890 and encodes 228 amino acids. The transcript is spliced from 9 exons. Gene Ontology annotation, biological process: rRNA processing. The record is from RefSeq and is a predicted model, not a curated record. NCBI's taxonomy places the organism in Eukaryota, Viridiplantae, Streptophyta, Magnoliopsida, Asterales, Asteraceae. Gene Ontology annotation, cellular component: small-subunit processome; nucleolus.